UACAUAUUUUACAUUCGAAGUUUGUGUAAUUUCGUACAUCCUUUCAAAAUUUAACUUUAUACUAAUACGACUAUAACUACUUCUAAAUAAUAUUACAGAUUUGUUAUUUCUACUAAUUUUCUGUUUAAUAGAAAUGGAAGAUUCCUCAAAAUUUAAGAAUGAAAAGAUCAAGGAUAAGUUCCAAAUUUAUUCAUCACUAGCUUUUAUGGUAGUAGUAGUUAUUAUAGGAGUUCCUAUGUGGUGGAAAACUACAGAAGUUUACAGAAGUACGCUUCCCAAUAACGAAAUAAAAUAUUUAAAUGCAAAGAACAUAAAAAUUUUUUUAAAUGUAUACGUUUGCUCGUCUGAUAUCUUGCGAUCUACAUAUCUAAUUGAAGGCAUUAAAUCUUAUUUCGAACAUUCCGAUAUAUUUCACAUUAAUUUUGUACCAUUAAAUGUUAGCACAAAUGAUAUAAAAACCCCAGCUUCUUUAGAAAAUUUAUUGAAAACCAGAUUUGUUAAAAUUAAUAUUGGAGAUUUCUUAAUAAUGGAAUGGAUUUCACAAAAAGAAGACGUUUUGGUAACGUCGGAAAGAACUGCUUAUAUAUCCAAAGAAGCUUCACCUAAGCAGUUAGCCAAAGUUUUACGGCAUGUGUUGAAAGUGAAUGAUAUACUAAACAUAAUAAAUGAAAAAAAAUCUGAUAGAAUUCAUGGUUCAUAUGUUCUCAAUCAUCAAAAUGUCGUUAUUUCAGUUAUUAAUCCGAAUCCUAACAAAAUUGAUGUUAAAUGGAAUGUGAAAGAAGCAGUUCAACUUUACUUAGAACCUCUUUUAAAAUAUAUUAAUCCUAUUUCAAAGUUUACAUUAAAAACUCAGUUCAAAUAUCAAAUAUCUCUUGAUUUGCCGUUAAAACAUGUCAAAGACGAAUCUAAAACUGGAAGACACUACGGGUUAUCAGAAGCAGAUUUACCACAUAUAAUAACUUCAGUGGAAAAAAAUUUGGGUUUUAUUACUUCGGAUAAUCCAGUUAUAAAUUUGGUCAUAUAUAUUUCCCCAUGUGAAACAUCACCUAUAUAUAUAUAUCAACGACAUGAGUCCAUAAAUUUAUCUGUUAAAAACUCUUCUGUUCAAUCAUUUAUUUCUCCUAAAUGGGGUUCCGUAGCCAUAUACAACCCCCCAUUAGCUGUAUGUGAAAAGUAUGAAGAAAAUUCUCAAAGAACUAAAUUUAAUGUUAAUUCUAAGGAUGUGAUGCAGUCCCUACUGUUUCAAUUACAAAACUAUUACGAAAUAAAUUUGAAUCCACAUAUUGAAGGAGUUAAAAUUAUAGAAACCCAAUCAUUAUAUCCACAUGAAUGGCAGUAUGAUGGUUAUAUUCGCCGGAUUGUUGUCAGUGAAAUCUUAACGGCAAUAAGAACUUUACAAUCUUUAAUUCAACUAUUAAAUAAUAUCAACUACAUCGUUAUUAAUGACGAUGUAGGCGUAUCAAUAAACAAAGCUUAUGAAAAUGUUAUUAAGGCUAAAGAAUUUUUAAUUAAUGGAAACUUGACGAAAGCGGCAAAAUAUGCUCAUGAAAGUUACGUGUUUUCGGAACGAGCCUUCUUUGAUGCUAGCUUGUUAGCUCAGCUCUAUUUUCCUGACGAACAAAAAUACGCAAUUUACAUACCCUUGUUUUUACCUAUUAUGGUUCCAGUAGUCACAUCAUCUGUAAUGAUCUUCAAGUGGUAUACGAAGGGAAGCUGAAUAACGUAUUAAAUAAUUAGAAUUAAUUAGAAUUAAGAGAUACUCGCUAUUUAAUAUAUUGAAGUUAAAAUAAAGUAUUCUGUUGUAUAAAAUAAUCCGUACUUACAUGGAAUUGCUUU
Molecule: messenger RNA, 1836 nt
Organism: Condylostylus longicornis
Lineage: Eukaryota; Metazoa; Arthropoda; Insecta; Diptera; Dolichopodidae
Gene: PIG-S
Product: GPI transamidase component PIG-S
Exons: 2
Coding region: 134-1717 (527 amino acids)
Biological process (GO): attachment of GPI anchor to protein
Cellular component (GO): GPI-anchor transamidase complex
Source: RefSeq, a predicted model, not a curated record